AUGAAGUUCACCACUACCUUCGCCGCCCUAGUGGCCCUCGUCCCCGCCCUCGCGAACGCGCUCACCAUCAACACGAUGGCUGUUUUUGACGUCGUGCCCUUAGAGCCGGUCCUCUUUUCCUGGUCUGGGGGAACUGCACCCUACUACCUCACUCUCGUUCCCCAGACUGAUACCAAUGCUUCUCCGAUCAAGAACUUUGGUGAGCAGCAAGGUACCUCCUACACCUGGAAUGUCGACCUUGGACAGGGCACCAGCUUCACCUCUAUCAUCAAGGAUAGCACUGGCGCGACUGCGUUCUCUGACCUAGAGACUGUCGUGGCUGGCACCAACAGCAGCUGUGUGAACACUGCUGUCAACGAGGGUAGCUCUCAGACCGGGUCCGCACCUGCUGCCACUGGGCAAGUGCGAUACUUUCGAUAG
Messenger RNA from Postia placenta MAD-698-R-SB12, 420 nucleotides. RefSeq lists its product as hypothetical. The record is from RefSeq and is a predicted model, not a curated record. NCBI's taxonomy places the organism in Eukaryota, Fungi, Basidiomycota, Agaricomycetes, Polyporales, Adustoporiaceae. The coding region runs from base 1 to 420 and encodes 139 amino acids. The transcript is spliced from 5 exons.